Paracoccidioides brasiliensis Pb18 is the source of this 576-nucleotide messenger RNA. RefSeq lists its product as uncharacterized. Gene Ontology annotation, molecular function: transmembrane transporter activity. Gene Ontology annotation, cellular component: membrane. The transcript has 4 exons. The record is from RefSeq and is a predicted model, not a curated record. Bases 1 to 576 code for a protein of 191 amino acids.
AUGCCUCUAUCCCUGUCCUCGCCAUCCAUAAUAGCAGUUCUGGGCUUCCCUGAUCUCCAUGCUCAGCUGAUGACUGCUUCUCCAUAUGCUGCCGCGUGUGAGAUCACUGUCAGUGUGUCAAAUUUUGACAUGUUUGUGCUGCAUCAAGCUUUACACUCUUCAUGUUUUUCAGAAAGCAGUACUGUGGAAUUUCUCGGGUCUUCCGUCCUCACACCAGAGGUGUACUUAGGCAGCUAUGGCUGCCAAAUCGUCUGUAGCAGUUCAUUCGCCUGCGUCCCACCACUUCUCGGUUGGUUAUCAUCCAACUCCCAGACUACCGUAGCUACAGGUCUUGUAAUUGCACUUAGCGUCUCGUUUGGCAUACCAGGCCAAAUCGCCGAAGUCUGGGUUUAUAAGCCGGAUAAAGCCAUGGAGGGAUAUCCCACAGGUCACUUGGUGAAUGCAGCAUUGCUAUUGAUAAUCUGUGUGCAUAAGAGAAUGGCAAAGGCAGUGGGAGGAGGAGGGUGGCGAAAAGAAAAUGUUUGUGGGCUGAAAAAUGGCCCGAUAGCUAUUCACGGGACCCGACAAGUGGAAUGA